Perca flavescens (yellow perch) is the source of this 4798-nucleotide messenger RNA. It is a transcript of the gene zhx2a, whose product is annotated as zinc fingers and homeoboxes 2a. Gene Ontology annotation, cellular component: nucleus. The transcript is spliced from 14 exons. The coding region runs from base 798 to 3344 and encodes 848 amino acids. Gene Ontology annotation, biological process: regulation of transcription by RNA polymerase II. NCBI's taxonomy places the organism in Eukaryota, Metazoa, Chordata, Actinopteri, Perciformes, Percidae. The record is from RefSeq and is a predicted model, not a curated record. Gene Ontology annotation, molecular function: DNA binding; DNA-binding transcription factor activity, RNA polymerase II-specific.
AGUCCAUUCAUUUUUAAACCAGCGGGAAUGCUUAAUGGAGCCACAGGCACUCCUGCUGCCGUCUCGACAGAGAGUUGUUUCACUUUACUCCCUCUGUUUCUGAACUUUUCACGGCAAUAACACUAUGGACCCGCCGUGGGCUGACACCGGCGCUCCGAUACGGCAUGCAAAUACGUACUCUGACGUCGGCGAUCAUGUGGCUUUUGGCGUAGAUCCUCCUUGUGAUCGCCAAUUUUUUCUUUCCUGUCGCCUGUUGUCUGCUCGGUUAUUGGACCGCCGCGAGAGUGUUUGAAACCGAUUUGGCUUAUUUCUGGGUCUAGCAGUCGCUUUGGGAUUGUACGCACUAACCUGAGCAUCGCGCCAAAACGGUGGGCAGGUAGCAUCCUGUCAUGCAGUUCCAGGAGGUCGGCCAGAACCGGAGCUGACACGGUCAGCAAUCCCGGCCUACACUACACCACAACAGUCCCAUCUCUGCCAGGCCUUCACUUACUCUCGCUCCAGCCACUAAUCUUACCCCUGGGGAAGACUGGUUUUCAGACACUCAUCCCAGAAACUCUCCUGUGCUCGCUACCUGUCCUAUUAAAAAAGAGAGCCCAGUUCUGUAUCUGGGUCCCAGUACGAGCCAGGCCUCCUGGCUAUCCUUCGGUACCUGAAACUGAUUAUCCACCCAGCCCUCUGUGAUAGUAGUCCUGCAUUCUGCACCCUGGGCCCCUUAGCCUCCUUUAUAUCACCACGGGCCAAUCGCGGGCACCAAGUGAGGGCAGCUGUCCACCCAGACAAACCCAGGAUCCAUCAUCAUGUCGAGUCGACGGAAGGCCUCCACUCCCUUAAUGAUCCGACCAGAGCAGACCAUGGUGGAGCUGGAUGAUGACACCGAGGACGACAUGGAGACAACAACGGAGAACCAUGCUGAGGAGGGACCUAUGGAAACAGAUCUCUCAACAGAGGCGAAGCCCUCUGUGGAAUUAGACCUGAUGGGCAAGGCCUUGGACCCUCCCACGGCUCCAGACAAACCAGCCGCCGAGCCACCAGACCUCUCCAAGCCUCAGCGCAGACAGCAGGGGGGCUACGAGUGUAAAUACUGCCCCUUCUCCACACAGAACCUCAACACUUUCAAAGAACACGUGGAUGCCAACCACCCUAACGUCAUCCUCAACCCCCUGUACCUGUGUGCCGUCUGCAACUUCAACACAAAGAAGUUUGACACCCUGACCGAACACAACGAGAGGUGUCACCCAGGGGAGAGCAACUUCAAAUUCAAACGCAUCAAAAUGAACAAUCAGACAAUCUUGGAACAGACAAUCGAGGGGUGCAGUAACAAUGCAGUCAUUUACAACACCUCCAGCGCCAUUUCUGGCAAAGGGGACGAACAAGGCACUCUGCCGCUCAGCAAACCCACCACAGUCAAGAUCGGCAAGCCGAAAAUAAUGUCGCCAGAUAAUAAGCGGACAGAUCUGGCCAAGAAACCAAUCACCGCGGUCAACGUGAACGGGACGGUCAUCAUCCCGGAGUCGACUCUACUCAAAGCAGAAGGUCUCUCUCACAUCAUGCCUUCGCUCCAGCGGCCUCUAAACUAUACUCAGGUGCCGAAGAUCGCAGUGCCCCUCAACACAAGCAAAUACAACCCUUCGCUGGACGACAACCUGACGCUCAUCUCUUCCUUCAACAACUUCCCCUACCCAACACAGGCUGAGCUCUCCUGGCUCACCGCAGCCUCCAAACACCCAGAGGAGCAAAUCAAAGUCUGGUUCACCACACAGAGGCUCAAACAGGGCAUUAGCUGGUCACCUGAGGAGGUGGAAGAAGCCAGGAAGAAAAUGUUCAACGGUACGAUCUCCUCCAUGCCUCAGACCUUCACCGUGGUGGCUUCUCAGCUCAACUCCCAGCCAUGCAACCCGUCUGCCCCCACCGCGGCCUCCAAAGCCAUGCAGUCAGCAGCGUCUGUCCUGCAGUCCCUCCCCUGUCACCUGCUGGGACAGACCAGCCUGGUGCUGACUCCUGUAGCUAACGGCUCCACUGUCACGUGUGCGCCGCUGGCACUCACCGUGGCUAACCAGGUGGCACAGUCGCUCAAACGACCCCUGGCCUCCCCUGUGAUCGCCACGGAGACCAAACGGCCCUCCAUCAUUCAAAACAUCUCGGCGCCCAUGGCCACAUCCAAGCUGGCAUCACCCAAAGUGCUGAGUUUUACAGUUGACCCCAACAAAACCGACGAGCAGCUCUCAGUACUGAGGUCCAGCUACACACAGUGUCCUUUCCCCGAGGAAGAUGAGAUCUACAGGCUGAUAGAGACCACCGGGCUGUCCAGAGGAGAGAUAAAGAAGUGGUUCAGUGAACAGAGGCUCCUUAAUCUCAAAGGUGUUCCUCCACCUCCAGUGUUGGUGAAAGCAGAGGUGACACCAGCACCCAAAGACGGUCCUGUAAAGAAAGCAGUCCCCAGCCAUUUUCCCCUGCUGGAGAGGGUGAAGGGGAAGUCAUCAGAACAGCUAAAAGCGCUGGAGGAGAGCUUUCAGAGAAGCGGCACUCCGACAGAAGCAGUGCUAGACCAGCUGGCCCAGGAGACCAGGCUGUCCAAGACGGAGGUGGACUGCUGGUUUUCCGAGCGCAGGGCGCUGAGGGACAACAUGGAGAAGGCUUUACUCUCCAUGUCUGCAAAGAGCACAGAAGAGCGAGCAGAGCGGCCGGGAGCGCUGCUGAACGGCGCUUCACACGGAGGGAAACCUCCACGCUGCUCUCCUCAGCCCAUCCUGUCUGCCUCCACCAGCCCAGCUCCCGUUACCAGCCGCUCGCUCAGCCUGCUCCGAGAGAUGUUCUGUCGGACUCAGUGGCCAUCUCCCGAGGAGUACAGCCAGCUGGAGGUCCAGACAAGCCUUGGGCGCACCGACAUUGUCCGCUGGUUCAAGGACCACCGCUCGGCACUGAAGAACGGUGAAACUCUGGACUGGAUGGAAAGUUUCCAAAACCUUGUAGAGGAGCAGAAAGCAGGCCAGGAACAGAACGGCCAGAGUCCUGAGAAAAAACAGUGUGUUUCCUUGGAAGUCCCAGCUGGGAAAGCCGUUGGUGCAGUGGAGGAGGCCGUUGAGAACACAGCAGCUGCUGCAGAGCACUUCAAGCUGUCCGACCAAGACAAAGUCCAGUGGUUGACUGACAGAUUAGCCCACAGCGUGACGGACCUGAGCCGGACCAGGCUGGACCAAACCAGCUCGAGCACUGCUGACAAAGGGAGGUGGGUAAAGGUGACUGUGGCAGUAGGGGAGGAGAGUGAAGCGGGAGUGGAAAGACCGAGGCUGGCAACAGACACAGAAGUUCUGAGCUUGGAGCAACCUGGGAGGGUCAUUGGUUGACGGUCGAGUAAAUCAUUGACUGCUGAGUCACCGACCAUCAUGCGACGACUCAAGAUGUGGACUCGGUAAUGUAACUGUCUGCCUGUGAUGUCAUCACAAAGCGCCAGGGACAUUGGAGUUCCACCAUUAAAGCACUGACUGAUGUUUGGUGCAGAUGGGGACAUUAAGAGGAGUGCCAAAGCUGGACUUGAUGCAUUGUUCUUACUACUGUUACUUUUUUCUUUUUCUUUUUUUAAAGAAGCACCCUUGUAAAUAUUUUUCUGUAUUACAAAAAAGAAGGUUUGUACAGUUUUUCUGGGAGGGCAAGUUUUGUUACAUUUUUUUAAAAAAUAGUCAUGACCGGUGCCCCAAAACCUGGAAUGUUUUGUUGUUGUGUUGUUUAAGAUCAAAGUGUAUGAUAGUGUGUUAUUUGCUGAAAAUCAGCCCUAUUUUUAAAUCAUACCUGCGCACUACUCAUUAUGAGUAGACUUGGGGGGCACUUGCAUAAUAUAUUCCUGUGUUAGUGAUAGAUAAUUACAUCUCAAACUGUUGUGAAACUUUUCCUUUUCUCCUGCAGCGUUGACUCGCACUUGCAUAGAAUUAUGCUGAUGAAGGUGAAAAUCACUCCGAGGUGCUUGAGACGCAGCUAAAAGGAGCGACCGUGUUUUACAUACAGGAACAUGUAUCAAGAUGAUUAAUCACAUAGAGAAGAGAGUGGAGUGUCUGUUUGAUCGCACCAUGCUGCCUUUUCGGCUCUCUUUACAGACAUUUGCCGUUUGCUUCAAAACUGGGUACCCUAUGGACCGGUUACAGUGAUUUCAGCUUUUCACGUCUUUGUUUUAAAAACUUGAAAUAUUCUCGAUUGAAUCUGCCAAGAACAUUUAGGUAAAGUAGUUUUUACGCAUGAUAAAACUGAAGCUCCUGCGAUCUGUAAACGCACCCCUUGUGUUCUCUCUAGUAUUUCUGGCUUUAGGAAGGUCAGUCUGUUCAAAGCUGGAUUGGUGUACAGUCAGGUCACCUGAAGUGGUUGUUCAUGAAUCUCCUGAGUUAUAGAGAGAAAUUAUCAGACCUGUGCUGAUUGUAUUUUUUUUUUUGAAAAACGGCACAAAAAAAGCAUUUGAAUAUCACAACAGCCAAAGCUGUCAUGAACUUAUUGCAUGUUCAUUUUAAACAACUCAUUUUCAAAAAUGAUUUAAAGGGAUAUCUGUGAUUCUAUGGGUCAAAUUGCAAACGCUUGCAAUAUUUGUGCAGCAAAAAAAAAAAAGUUGAGUUGAACUGUCAUUUUACCCUGGUUUGAACAGCAGGUGUAUGACUGUUUACUGGCUGAAUGUCUGCUGCUGCUGCUGCUUUAGUUUCAUGUUCAAACAAGUAUCUGGGAUACUGUACAUUCGGUUGGUUAGAAUGGAAAACUGCUUGCAUUUUUCAUUUUGUACUUUUAAGUCUGCUGUAACUCAAUAAAUACACAACCAACUGUA